Trypanosoma rangeli is the source of this 2394-nucleotide messenger RNA. Its product is annotated as putative ATP-dependent RNA helicase. Gene Ontology annotation, molecular function: ATP binding; RNA binding. Lineage: Eukaryota; Euglenozoa; Kinetoplastea; Trypanosomatida; Trypanosomatidae. The transcript has a single exon. The coding region runs from base 1 to 2394 and encodes 797 amino acids. Gene Ontology annotation, cellular component: catalytic step 2 spliceosome. The record is from RefSeq and is a predicted model, not a curated record. Gene Ontology annotation, biological process: mRNA splicing, via spliceosome.
AUGCGGGACACGAUGGUGGGUGACGGCCACACCGCCGCACCGGCGCCGCGCCUGUUUGACGGCCCCACCGGUGAUGUCAACAUGGCCUUCCCGCAUAAAGUGCGGCAGCUGCUUUCGUCAUCGUCACCCCCGGGUUCGGAGGGCGCAGUCCUCCCAGCGGCGGUGCGGGCCUCGCCAAUCUACAGCGCUGUCGUGCGCUUUGCAGAGGCGGAUGAGGAGAGCCAACGUCAGCCUCAGCAACUGUUUGGUGGCGAUGCAACGACGCGAGGCGCGGAGGUUUUGUCGGUGGGUGCUGCGCCAGUUGUUCCCCCAUCCCUUGCCCGCCGCGGUGUUGGGCCACGGGAUGCGCUUCUGCAGCGUAAAAUGCGCAGGCAGCAGCUACCGGUUUCCGUGUCCACCCCAUCUUUGUUGUCAUCGUCAUUGCCGUUGGGUACAGGCGAGACGGUGGCGGCUGAGCACGACCCACAUACGGCACAUCAGCGGCAAGUGUCGCACUGGAGUAGGCGACCGCUGCAAGAAAUGACACCGGCGGGCUGGGACGUGUUCCGUGCGCAGGUGGGGAUUAUCUUGGAGGUGGUGUCCCGCCGCACUCCCGGUCAGCAGCAACCUGAGCAACAGAAACGAACUCUGCGGUACACCGCCGACGCACUUCGUCCGGUACGUUGCUGGGAAGAGGCCCGGCUGCCGCUUGCGCUUGGAACGCUUGUGUCUCGCCGCUACGUGCUGCCGACGCCGAUUCAGGCGCAGUGUGUCCCGCUUGUCAUGGCGACUGCGGCGACGCCAAGUGGAAAGAUUGACGUUCUUGGUGUGGCAGAAACCGGCAGCGGCAAGACGGCGGCCUACCUUAUUCCGUUGCUGGCGGACGUUCUGCGCCGCACUCCACGACUGCUUGGCAAUGAGAGCCUCAUUGCGCACGGCCCGCUGGCGCUUGUGAUGGUGCCCACGCGCGAGCUUGCGGAACAGGUGACACGGGAGGCGCUUGACAUUGUGCACGGAGCCCCCGCAACAGAGCUGCGACGACUCCUACAGGAGGAGUACAAGGAUGUCGCGUGCGAUGACAGUGUGGCUAUGUGGUGUAACAGACUUGACGAGAUUCGCGUGGUGAAGGUGGUAGGCGGGGAGGCGGUGGAGGCGCAGUACGAUGAACUGGCGAAGGGCGCCCAUGUGGUGGUUGGCACGCUUGGACAGCUGGAGACGCUGCUGCAGCAGCGGCUUCUCGCCCUGGGCAACACGCACCUUGUCAUCAUGGAUGAGGCCGACCGUAUGAUUGAGGAACACCAGAGAGAGACGCUUGUGGCUGUGCUCGGGCGGUGUCCGCUGCCGCGGCAGACGGUGAUGUUCACCGCCACGCUGAGUGCAGCAUGCGAGGAGGUGGCGCUGAAGUAUUUUUCACCGGACGGCUUCGUCGUGGUGCGGGUUCCAAACCGCUGCGCAACCAUUACGCAGGUGUUUGAGAUGUUUCCGAGCGACGGGGGUGUGGCACCGGCGAAUGAUGGCAGGCGCGGGACAUCGCAGCAAAAUGCCCGACUGCCGCCGCCAACACCGCCGCAGUUGGAGCGCUCUCGCCUCCCGCUGUUGCACCCCAUGAAGUUUGCCCGGCUGGUGACGUACUUGGCGUACGCCACCGCCCCUGUGGUGGUGUUCGCGAACGAGCGACGCACCUGCGACGCCCUGUGCGAUGAGCUGCACGCCGAAGCGAACCACCUCGCCGCGUUGGAGGAAAACUUCUCGCUGGAGGCGCUUGUUGGGGAGGUGCCCCCCGCCCUGCAGGGGAUGUCGCACGACGGUCGCCAACCCCCGCAACCGCGACGGAGACCCGCGCUGAACCUUGGCAACUUGCGUUCCAUUGCAUUGGUGCACUCGGAGCAGUCGCAGGUGGAGCGUCGACGCCUUGUCGACCUCUUUCGCCGCGGCGAGCGUCGCGUGCUAAUUACCACCGAUCUUCUUUCCCGCGGUCUGGAUGUGCCUAACGUGACACUUGUAAUCAACUAUGAUAUGCCACGCGUGGAUCCCUCCGCCGCAGCCAGUGCAGGGGAGGAGGCGGUGCAGAAGUACAUCCACCGCAUUGGCCGAACCGGACGCGCGGGGGCGAGUGGUGUGGCGCUUGCACUGUUGUGCCUUCCCUCGGCGCUGAUUCAACGCGCCCAGCAACACGCCCUGCGCAGCGACGACGACAGCGCGGGGGGAAAGCAAUUGCUGCAACAAAUUGGCUUGGCCGGCGUCUCUGCAAAGACUAGGGUGCAGGAACUCGACAGGCGCGAGCUGACAGGCAUGAAGAGCGGCGAAGGCAUGGAUGAAAAUCUGCUUACCCUGGGUGACGCAGACGACUUGGACGACAACGUGGAGGAUGAGGAGGAAAAUGAGAAUGCGGAAGGGACCGCCGCGAGCACGUAG